Molecule: messenger RNA, 2852 nt
Organism: Drosophila eugracilis
Lineage: Eukaryota; Metazoa; Arthropoda; Insecta; Diptera; Drosophilidae
Product: aminopeptidase N
Exons: 6
Coding region: 1-2787 (928 amino acids)
Biological process (GO): peptide catabolic process; proteolysis
Cellular component (GO): cytoplasm
Molecular function (GO): metalloaminopeptidase activity; peptide binding; zinc ion binding
Source: RefSeq, a predicted model, not a curated record
AUGAGCGGUUCAGUGUCUCGGUCUGUGGCCCUGAGGCUACUAUAUUUGCUACUACUCUGCGUCGCAAAUGGCGCUGAUUAUCGGCUGGAUGGUAGCGUCGUUCCUUCAUACUAUAACCUGAUCAUUGGCGUUUUGAGAGACUCUGCCGAGCCCACUCUGUUCGAUGGCGAAGUUAGCAUUACAAUGCGUGUGGUUUCCCCGCUGGCGGUGCCACAAAUCAUUUUACAUGCCGAUACGCUAAACAUAUCGGAAUGCUGGCUGCUGGAGGAGACAGGCGCACAGAUGGAGGUCAUCGAUAUCAGUCGACUGGUUUAUGAGGCCGCUACCCAGCAGGUAACAGUACCGUUGACGCAGGCUUUGCAAUCCGGAAAGAAUUAUACCCUUGGGUUCAAGUACACCGGGCACAUACGGACAGACAUGGCUGGACUCUUCUCCGCCAGCUAUGUGGAGCAGGAUACCAAUGUUACCAAAUGGCUGGCCGUUACCCAGAUGCAGCGCAUCAAUGCCCGUUUGGUUCUGCCCUGCUUCGAUGAGCCGGCCAUGAAGGCCAAGUUCCAGUUGCAGGUUGUCCGUCCCAAUGGUUAUCAGUCGAUUGCCAACACAAAGCUCAAAGAAACCACUCCAGCAAGCCAGGAUCGUUUUGUCGAUCACUUCGAGGAGACACCAGUUAUGUCCACAUAUCUACUGGCUUUCAUGGUGGCCAAUUAUUCUGCCCGUGGAAAUGUGAGUGAGUUGGCUGUGCUAACUCGACCGGAGUUCUACAACAAUACGGAGUUCAGCUAUCAUGUGGGUCAGCAGGUGGUAUCAGCCUAUGAUGAGUUAUUCAAACUUCCAUAUGCAGAGCUGGGUAACGAGGUGCUACAAUAUGCCAGUUCUCCUAGGUUUCCGCACAAUGGCAUGGAGAACUGGGGCCUCAUCAUCUACAGUGAUGCCGUCCUCGUUCAGGAAGCUGGCUAUUCCGACGAUUGGUCGGAUAAAGAGUUCGCCAUAAGGAUCAUUGCCCACGAGACGUCACACAUGUGGUUCGGUGAUAGUGUAACUUUCUCCUGGUGGAGUUACUUCUGGCUAAAUGAGGCCUUUGCCCGCUACUACGAGUACUUUAUGGCACACCAGCUCUAUCCGGAGUAUCACUUGGACGAACAGUUUGUGGUGCGUCAAAUGCAACUGAUCUUUGGUACAGAUUCCCGGAACAGCACUCAACCCAUGACCAGUCCGGAAACGGAGAUACAAACUCCGUCGGAGAUUGCUUACAAGUUCAGCGGGAUUGCCUAUGCCAAAGGAGCCUGCAUUGUAAGGAUGUGGCGAAAUCUUAUGGGACCAGAAAACUUUGAUAGGGCUCUUAGGAAUUAUUUAAAGCAAUACCACUUGACCAACACUGUUCCUAGUAAUUUAUUUGAUCAUCUCAAAGAGAACUGGCCAUCAAAUCAGGAAGUAAAUCUGACACAGUUUUUCGAGGAUUACACAGAGCAGGUUGGUUAUCCCUUGCUAAUUGUGAGACAUUGGGCUGGAAAAUACCCACUAGUCACUGUAGAGCAGGAGCGAUUCCUGCUCAAUAUCCACGAUGGCAGUAAUCGGCACCUGAAGUACACUGUGCCUAUAACUUAUGCCAGUAGUUUGUCACCCAAUUUCUAUAACCUUACGCCAAGUGAAUAUCUUAACAAGACCGAUGACAAGGUGCAGAUACUUUUUGACGAUCAAAUUGAUUGGAUUUUGCUAAACCUAAGGCAGUCGAACUACCAACGGGUGUAUUAUGAUCGAAAAUUAAGGAAUGGUCUUCUGUCAGCUUUAUCUGCAUCGAAUCACAGUGGAAUACCUGUUGAGAACCGAGCUCAACUUAUUGAUGAUAUGUUCAGUCUUGCUGAAAUUUCGUAUGUGGACUAUUACGAGGUCUUUCAAUUCCUAGAGUAUAUGAGUAAGGAGGUGGACUACGUGGCUUGGUAUGCCGUCUAUGAGAACAUGAACCUGGUGGCAAAGCGAUUGACACCAGAACAGCUGCCCCACUUCCGUAGAUAUCUUUCCGAUAUCACAAAGUCUGUAUUCGAGAAGCUAGGAGUAGAUUGGAGUUCUCAGGAUACUCCGCUAGAUGUGGCCAAUCGAAAAAAGUUGGUCCAAUGGCUAUGCCGAUACCAGGCCAGUAAGUGCAGGAACAAGGUGAAUGUCCAGUUUGUGACAUCUUCAGAGCAACCAUCGCCGGACUAUCGGGAAACCUUCUACUGUGCAGCCAGUAGCAGCGACUUUAAUUCAUAUACUCUAGUGUGGGGCAAGUACUUCUUUGAAACUCGUCCCAGCGAGAGGCAGUUGCUCUGGCUAGCUGCCAGCUGUACGAGCGACUAUGAAACCCAUUACUACAAGAUGAUCAUCGAUGGUCCAGAAACUGUGGAACUUAAAAAGAAGGCUAUAGCCCGGAUGUAUGAAGAGAAUCCUGAGCUAGUCCAGCCCAUUUUUGAAAUGGUAACAGCAAACAUCACAAUACUGGCUUUAGAUCUUAAUAGUUGGUCGGAAACGGCAGAGGUAAUCAGUGAUAUGGCAGAGUACUUCACCACACGGGAGCAGCAGCAGUUGUUUGAGGAAUUCUAUAGAAACAAUCACCAACUCUUCGGUGAAUCGGCGGCGGCAGUCCUUUCCAAAUCCUUGGAAUCUGUUGAUGAAAAUAUAAGCUGGGCCGAUUCGCAUUUGUUCGCUUUAGGUAAUUAUCUGAUCAACAGAAAUGGCAGCUCCGGAUUCCAUGGAGGAACUUUCAUGGUGGUGGUUCUAUUGGCUUUGGCCAGUCUGUUGGCCUGGCUCUGAUUAGUUAAUAAGUUGUGGGGAAAUAAAGAGAGAUUGCCGUGGUCAUGCGCUGCGGGAGAAAUGCC